Spodoptera frugiperda (fall armyworm) is the source of this 1947-nucleotide messenger RNA. RefSeq lists its product as uncharacterized. Lineage: Eukaryota; Metazoa; Arthropoda; Insecta; Lepidoptera; Noctuidae. The record is from RefSeq and is a predicted model, not a curated record. The transcript is spliced from 2 exons. Bases 325 to 1947 code for a protein of 540 amino acids.
CUAUAUUUCAGGUCUGUGCCUUCGGCUUGACCUUUCGGAGAUAACUACCCCUACCCUAGUGUACACACAUACUUACUACUUACGUACUUUAUCCUUUGUGUGAGUGAGAUCUGCUCAGAAGGCGUGCCUCGCGUCCCGCGCAUGCGCGGGACGCGGCGGCGGCAGGCGUGUGUGGCGCGUGUGGCGCGAGCGCGCUCUUGUUAGUACGCUAUUACCAACGCUAGCGUGCGCACAGACUACUAUUUUACGCGAACGAGUAACGUUGUUGUAACGUUUGUGAAGUGUUAAGUGACUUGCCAGUGGAUUACUAGCCGAUGUAACGAAAUGAUGGCGCAGGGAGCAGGUUACACAACGCUAGGGGAGUUGCUGGAUGAGUGCGGAGAAACCGAACAAGAUGAGGCGAUUCUGGAGCGUGUGAAACACUUGGCGCAGGAGUGUCUACCCAAGGGCUGGACACAAUGGGAGGUCGUCAAUGCCUCAAAGGAAGAAAUUUUCGGUGAGAAACCGGAACCUAACGUUUUAAAUAAGCUGGUGUUUGCCCUCCCCACAGUCGGCUUAGUGAGAGCCUUUGACCCGGAAGCAGAUCACCUGUCGGAAAAGGGCUAUCGGGAAAUAAGGUACAAGUUGCUUGAUUGGGCCUUUACACGCUCCCUCAUUUUGGGGCCACCUUCGAUCGCAAACCGAAUUAGGGGAUCGGCGGCUCGCACCGAGCUCUUCAAACAGUCAGUGGAGGAAUUACGGCCUUUGCUGCAUACCCGGUACGAGGCGAAUAAGAUUCUUUCGGGCAGCCUCUCUGAGUCGGAAAAAUCGACUCGUAAAAGGAGAAGUUGCUCGUCUGCGUAUGAGGUUACGCAUUCGCAGAAACGGAGACGAGCAUCACCAGUGCCCUCAACAUCACAGGACAGGAUUGAGAACUUGGAGAAGAAGAUGGAUAACAUGUUUUCCCUCCUAUUAGAAAAGAUUGACAAGCAACAGCAGCCAGCCAGUCUGGCUCAGACUAUGGAUCAAGACUCGGAUAAGGAAAACUACUAUUCUGACUUGGAGGAAAAUUCAGGGUCUGAGUCGGAUGACUGCUCAUGGUAUGCUCCUAAUAUGGAUGUGUUUCCGAAUGGUCCAGAAAUGUCUACGGCCACUGAGAUAGAAUUCCGGCCCAGUAUAAAAGAGAUGGACCCUCCGAUACCUGAGCCUUCUGAAUCGAUUAGGAAAGAGGGCAUCAAUUGUCAAAGACUUGGCUCGGAAGGCUGGAACCGGAUCCGAUACAAGGAGGUCGAAAAACGUUUACAGGCUGCUCCUGUUUUUAGUGCCUUAAAAGUGAACGUAGAGCUCGGAACUGUAAAAAGUCAACCAUCUCUUUUCCUUGUUAAACAGGAAGGUAUGCUCGGCACUAUUAGCCAUGGGUUGCUCCUGCAGAGGAAGGCACUGGCUGAUGGUCUAAAUAAUAUUGUGAAGAAAUGUCCAGAUGCGGGUGAGGAACUGCGUAAGCUUUUAGCUGAUGAUUCCCAGUUUAAGAUCUUGUCGGAUGAUCUGCUGCAGUUUGUUUGCGCUCAUCGCGCAGAAACCAUAGAAGCAAGACGAAGAGCUUAUAAAUCGAAGAAUGACCUGCUAGCUGCGGCUUUACAUAGCAUUCCACCAUCUCCAACUCAUCUUUUUGAUGAGAAGCAAUUGGGAACAUUUCUGAGGGAUAACGGGGGACUGACACAGGUGUUCCCAAGUAUCAACAACAGGUUUUCGGAGCGAAAAGGAAAUAAGGAGUCCUUUCGUAAACCAACAGUUCCGUCGCACCCAGCAAGAGGAAGACAGCAGUCCUGGCGCGCCCCCCCUUCAACAUCAUCACAUAAUGCAUCAGCUCAGCCAGCAACCCGCCGUAGAUCUGGAGGGCCAAAGUUUUCUAACAAGCAACGAAGCCGACCCGGAAGGGAUCAGAAGAUCCCAAAACGCAGGUAUUGA